This is a messenger RNA of Gregarina niphandrodes, 246 nucleotides long. RefSeq lists its product as hypothetical. The record is from RefSeq and is a predicted model, not a curated record. NCBI's taxonomy places the organism in Eukaryota, Apicomplexa, Conoidasida, Eugregarinorida, Gregarinidae. Bases 1 to 246 code for a protein of 81 amino acids. The transcript has a single exon.
AUGGACUCGGCGCUGUCGGCUGGGGAGCUGCUGGACAAAGCUCUUCUCGCAGCUCAGUCCAGCGCGAAGACUGUGCUCUUGAAACAACUGGAACAAAAAGAUGUGACGCAAUCUUUGGAUGAAGAGACGUUGGCGAAACUGUUGAAGGCCGCACACAAGGAGGUCGACGAGAACGCAAAAGUGGCCUUGCUCAAAGCCUGCUGUAAGCAACAUCUCAACGUCUGCCAUGGGGAGUCUGCGGCCUGA